GUCAAAGAAAAUAUUCCUCUUAUUUUAGAAAAAAAAACUAUUUUCAACCAUCCAAUCUCUGUCUUUAAAUCUUCUUGAUUCUCCACCAUAUAUGCCCUUCAGUCUCUGCUUUUCAUUUUCAUUCACUGCUUUUGUUUCUUCACUUUGGCAAAGUUGUUUAUGGUUACACAUAUGCUCUUCUUCUUGUAGAAACCAUCUCUCGUUGUAUAAAUUUUCUUCACUUUCCUGGGUUUCGUCAUCUGUGUCACCUUCUCCUGGACCUCAACACGUGAAACAGUGCAACGAUAAAAUCUAAUGAAUUCUGGAGGAGAGUUUAAAGUUAGUUUUGGCUAUCAAUGUAACGGCCAUGAAAGUGGCACCUGUGAGGUACCCAACAGAUGUGGAAUUGUGCCUGGAGUUCACCUUCAUAAGACUAGCAGUUUCUCCUGCUUGUCUGGUGCCGCUUUGAGUGCUAAUGCUACAUUGGCCAAUACAAAUAUCUGCAAUGGUUUAAUAGCAGCAGAAAUACUUCCGAGUUUGGACUCCCCAACUUCAUUUCGUCGGGUUCCCUCAUCACCAAGUUUUUCAAGAUUAGAUAUGCUAUCAUCUUCUCUCCAAAGCAGUAUGUCAAACCUGAGUUGCAGUUCAUCUUCUCCAAGUGAUCCACCUGAAUAUGAUUCUUAUUUGUUGAAAUCCAUGAGUGCACCUUCGAGAAGUGAAGGUUUUCUUAAUGCUAUUGAAGUGCAGAUGGCUGGUGGAGCGGCUGGUGAAGACAGAGUUCAAGCUGUUUGUUCUGAAGAAAAUGGGUGGCUCUUUUGUGCAAUUUAUGAUGGUUUCAAUGGAAGAGAUGCUGCUGAUUUUCUGGCUGGGACAUUGUACGAAACUGUAUCGUAUUACUCUAACUUGGUUGAAUGGGAAUCAAAGACCGAUGCCGUUACAGCACCGGAUGGUUUAAAUUUGGAUGGGUCCCUACAAUAUAUUCUUGACAAUAGCAGUACCAGUUCCGAGGGAAUUUUUCCUUCAAGCAAGAGUAGUAAUAAGGAUUCAAGUCAUAAAAAAUUUGGCAAUGGAAGUCUUUGUCCUAAAAUGGAAAUAUCUUGCUCACAUCGUCAGGCAGUGCUUGAUAGCCUCCAACGUGCUCUUAGUCAAGCAGAGAAUGAGUUUUUGCACAUGGUUGAGCAGGAAAUGGAGGAACGCCCUGAUUUAGUUUCCGUGGGUUCGUGUGUUUUGGUUGUGCUUAUUCAUGGUAAUGAUUUGUACACACUCAAUCUAGGUGACAGUAGAGCUGUAUUAGCAAGUUAUGAUGAAAGCAGCAACUUAAGUGGGAAAAAGUGGCUGAAAGCUAUUCAGCUCACCGAUAGUCACACUGUUGAUAAUGAAAUCGAAAGAACUAGACUAAUUUCUGAACAUCCUGAUGACCCCACCACAAUUGUUGCUGGAAAAGUGAAAGGAAAAUUGAAGGUCACUCGUGCUUUUGGAGUUGGUUACUUAAAAAAGGAAAAACUGAAUGAUGCAUUAAUGGGCAUUCUUCGAGUUCGUAAUCUCAUAAGCCCUCCUUAUAUCUCCACACAACCAUCACUUAAUGUGCACAAAAUCACAAAGAAUGAUCAUUUUGUUAUAGUUGCAAGUGAUGGUUUAUUUGACUUCUUUGGCAAUGUGGAGGCGGUAGAGCUUGUCCAUUCUUAUAUCUUGAGCAACCCAUCUGGUGAUCCAGCAAAAUUUCUAUUAGAACACCUUGUUGCAAGAGCAGCAGAGUGUGCAGGUUUCAGUAUGGAAGAAUUGAUGCGAAUUCCAGCUGGUAUGAGGAGAAAAUAUCACGAUGAUGUAACUGUGAUUGUUAUUAUGCUUGGAACAAAUCAGCGCACAUCGAGGGCAUCGACUUUCAUGUAGGUUUGAUGUCAGCAUUAUCUGUGUUCAACUUGUCAUUUAAUAGCCUUAUUGCUUUGGCCUGAAGGUGUAUAUAAUAUAUGGUUGGUGUCAUCAUCUAUGUUUUCAACCACUGGAUUUUAUGUUUUCAACUUUGUAAUUGUAGCAUUGGUUUUAAGGCUGUAUAUAUAGCUAAUGGCAGAACCUCUGUUUCUUCA
Mangifera indica (mango) is the source of this 2063-nucleotide messenger RNA. Its product is annotated as probable protein phosphatase 2C 40. The transcript is spliced from 4 exons. The record is from RefSeq and is a predicted model, not a curated record. The coding region runs from base 295 to 1869 and encodes 524 amino acids. Gene Ontology annotation, biological process: protein dephosphorylation. Lineage: Eukaryota; Viridiplantae; Streptophyta; Magnoliopsida; Sapindales; Anacardiaceae. Gene Ontology annotation, molecular function: protein serine/threonine phosphatase activity.